Molecule: messenger RNA, 1188 nt
Organism: Macrobrachium nipponense
Lineage: Eukaryota; Metazoa; Arthropoda; Malacostraca; Decapoda; Palaemonidae
Product: NADH-ubiquinone oxidoreductase chain 4-like
Biological process (GO): aerobic respiration; electron transport coupled proton transport; ATP synthesis coupled electron transport
Cellular component (GO): respiratory chain complex I
Molecular function (GO): NADH dehydrogenase (ubiquinone) activity; ubiquinone binding
Source: RefSeq, a predicted model, not a curated record
AACUACUGAAACUAAUGACAAUUUUCAAUUUUUGGCUUUUUGUUCCCUUGUUUUGCUUGUGUUGUGGUUUAUUGGCUUUUGUUGGUAAGCGUAAGCAUUUAUUAAAUGUCUUGUUAAGUUUAGAGUUUAUUAUAGUAAAUAUUUUUUGGUUUAUAGCUCAGGCUUUCGGUCAUUUAGGUAGUGACUUAUAUUUCGUGUUAUUCUUUUUAACUCUUGCUGCUUGUGAGGGAGCACUUGCUUUGGCUUUGUUAGUUUCUAUUGUUCGUAGACACGGAAGGGAUAAUUUUGGGAGUUUUAAUGUUUUGAGAUGUUAAAAUUUAUUUUAAUAGUUUUAUUGAUAACUUUGAUUGCAGAUAGCUGAUUGGCUAUCCAAUUGUCUUUAUUUUUGGCUAGUUUUAUUUUUGGAGUCUAUUCUUUAAAUGGGUUUACUUUUUCUUGUUUAGGCUUAAGGUUAGGUUUAGAUUAUAUUGGUUAUAUUUUAAUUUUAUUAAGUUUUUGGAUUAUAGCUUUAGUAGUUGGAAGAAGACAAAAAGUUGAAAAUUUAAAAGAUUUUAAUGGAAUCUUUUUGUUAGUUAAUAUUUUUCUUUUAUUAAGGUUAGUUUUGACUUUUUCUUGUCUUGAUUAUUUAAUAUUUUAUGUUUGUUUUGAAAGUUCUUUAAUUCCUACUAUAAUUUUAAUUUUAGGUUGGGGUUAUCAGCCCGAGCGACUUCAGGCCGGAGUUUAUAUGUUAUUUUAUACUUUAUUUGGGUCUUUACCUUUGUUGAUUUCUAUUUUAAGUUUAUAUAGAAUAGGGGGUUCUGUGACAUUUAAUUUAUCUUCGCUUCCUGAGUGUGGUAUGAGGUUGAUGGCAGUGUGGUAUAUUUGUAGGGUUAUAGCUUUUAUUGUUAAACUGCCUGUUUAUUUGGUUCAUUUGUGGCUUCCUAAGGCGCAUGUAGAGGCUCCUGUGGCUGGUUCUAUGAUUUUAGCUGGUGUUUUAUUAAAAUUAGGGGGGUAUGGUUUAGUUCGAGUGUGUCCUCUUUUUAUUCAAUCGGCUGUGACUUUUAGGUGAUUUUGAGUUUCAGUAGGACUAUUGGGUGGUAUUUUUGUGAGUUUUAUUUGUUUACGUCAAACAGAUAUAAAGGCUUUAAUUGCUUAUUCUUCCGUGGCUCAUAUGGGACUAGUUCUGUGUGGUCUUAGGGUUUUUAGUUG